AUGGUAAAUGAAAUAGGUAUAAACAGUUUAGAGACUACAAAAUCUUUACUAGGUAUUGCUGGUGUUGCUGGUGAAGACAAAGAAACUAUCAAGCCUUAUGCUACGCUUAUCGCUGCUGCAACAUCAAUAAUCAAUGAAACUAUCCAAAUAUAUGAAAAUGCCGAAUACAAUAAAAAAAUAUGCAAUGCAUUGAUGGAUCGUGUUCAGAUAGCUAAUGGAGUAAUAAAAACCUUAAACAGAAGAAAACAAGAAAAUGAAAAAAAUUUUCGAAACGAAUUAUAUUAUAAAAAUUUCGUUAGAUUUGUCGAUAUUUUAGGAAGGAUAAAAGAUUUUAUAAAAGAUGUAUCACAACUUCAAGGAUAUAAAAAAUAUCUGCUUGCUAAUUCAAUUAAAGAUAAGUUUAAUAAUUUAACCAAUGAUUUUGAAUCUGUCAUGAAAGAUUUAAAUUUUACUAUGUCUGAGGAACAAAAGGCGAUAGAUAGGGAGGCGCUAGAAGAAGGCAUUCAAGAAUUAAAAAAACAAAUGGAGGAAAAAGAAAAACAAGGAGAAGAAAGAAGGAUUAUAUCUUCACUUAUUCCUACAGAAAGAUUAUUUAUUAUUCGGAGCAACAUUAAGCAAUUCUUAAAGAAAUGA
This is a messenger RNA of Funneliformis geosporum, 633 nucleotides long. NCBI's taxonomy places the organism in Eukaryota, Fungi, Glomeromycota, Glomeromycetes, Glomerales, Glomeraceae. The record is from the annotation of a GenBank genome assembly.